Molecule: messenger RNA, 1587 nt
Organism: Colletotrichum godetiae
Lineage: Eukaryota; Fungi; Ascomycota; Sordariomycetes; Glomerellales; Glomerellaceae
Exons: 8
Coding region: 1-1587 (528 amino acids)
Source: RefSeq, a predicted model, not a curated record
AUGGCAAAAGUCCCCGGCUUUGCCUUUUGCCAUUGGCCGUAUCAUUGCGGCUUUCAUCACUGUUCUGUAGCGAAGAUUCGUGUUUCAGGUGAGAGUCAUCGUGACCUUUGGUCACACAUCCCCCACGCCUUCUGGGAUAGCGAUGCCUACAAGACAACAGAGGCAGCCUGUAACUUGCUGCUCACUCAGCCAAACGACAAUAUGCUUCGCGUCGUGGAGGACACAGUCGAAAUGAUUCGCGAAACCCAACACCCUGAUGGCUUUCUCAAUUCUUUCUAUACGGUACGUGGCGUUGAAAGCCGAUGGACCAACCUGCGCUACCUCCACGAGCUCUACUGCCUUAGCCACCUCGGUCGCCUGCUUGAGGUGGAGAUUAGAUCCAUACAUCACAUGGACCCGGUCUUUGGACGUGAGAAAAGCAAAAAGCGCGGGUAUCCGGACCACCAGGAGAUUGAGUUCGACUUGCUUCGUCUCGACGAUAUGACGGGCGACCUACUAGCUCUCAAGCCAAUCACACACAACGACAACGACGAGACAUGUUUCCAUCACGAAACACUUGCACGUGGUGCUGAUCCGUACGGUGGGCUGGGUAGCGAUGUUAAGGGCUGGUUUCAUGGACCUCCAGAUUACGCAUACAACCAGGCUCACCGGCCCAUCGGCGAGCAGACCGAAAUCAGAGGGCACGCCAUACGCGCAAUGUACUACUACACGGCUGUUGUGGACCUUGUUCGUCGCCAGGUCACGUCGGAUCCCGAUGUGGUCGAGUGCAAGCAGAUGUACGUCACGGGUGCUGUUGGUGCCUACCAUCAGACCGAAGGGUUUGGCGAAGCCUUCGUACUCAACGAUCUCGAGAUGGAGAGCUGCUACGGCGAGACUUGCGCAUGCUCUGCACUCAUUAUAGAGCUCAGACCCGAGUACGCGGAUGUCAUGGAGAAGUGCCUGUACAAUGGCUUCCUCGGCGACAUCAGCUCAGACGGCGCGGCGUUUUACGACCAGAACGCAUUACGCACCAGGGCGGGACAGCCCAAGGAGCGUGAGCGCUGGUUCGCCUGCUGCUCUCAUGUGGCCAAGCUCGUCGGUUCGCUGGGUUCUCUUCUCUACUCGACCGAUGAUAUUAAGGGCCUCAUGGCGGUUCAUCCGUGCGUACAGAGUGAGGUUGAACUGAUGCUGGCAGAUACUGAGGUCCGUCUCUCGCUCUCGAAAUCAGCCCAUCAGCUGUAUGCACACCCUAGGACGGGCAAGGAUGAGGUCUGCCUUCGCCAGGGACUGCUAGCGUACUGCCUGGAAGAUAUGGAAAACGCGGGCAUCCAUAUUGACCACAUCGCUCUGGGGAACAAGCGAGCACUGAAGGAGGGGUCGCCCGUAUAUAUUGCGACCACGCAUGGUGUGACUCCCUUACUGGUCACGGGUCGGAAGCUGAUGCACGUAGGCGUUAUGACGGGCAAGCCGAAUCGGCUUCACGGACCCAAGGCCUGGGAGUAUGAUGUCGAGCCGCUGCAACUCACAGUCACUCCGUACUUCCUCCUCGUCAAUUGCGGUGGGAACGGCACCAUGCGGGUCUGGACGCCAAGGUUCAAGAUCAGUUAG